Molecule: messenger RNA, 2045 nt
Organism: Drosophila elegans
Lineage: Eukaryota; Metazoa; Arthropoda; Insecta; Diptera; Drosophilidae
Product: poly(U)-specific endoribonuclease homolog
Exons: 4
Coding region: 136-1953 (605 amino acids)
Molecular function (GO): RNA endonuclease activity
Source: RefSeq, a predicted model, not a curated record
GAGCUGGAGUCUCUCGUCAGUCGCUUGCUGAGUCUCCGUUCAGUUGGUCGAGCUGCCUCCGAAUUGUACUAUACCAAAAUUCAAAGAAAAUCGUAAAAAACCAAGGCGAAGAGAAGUGCUAAUAAAUCGAGCAAAAUGCGCUGCCUGGCAUUGAGCGCGCUCUUCAUGUGCCUGGCCAUUGCCGGGCACUUUCAUUUGGCAGCUGCCUACAAGAACGAGGUACAGAUCACCCCAGAUCCUCUAGACGCUGUGGAGACGACAACCAAGAAAUCGAGUUGGUUUGGCGGCUUCAAGAAGUUCUUUGGCAGCGACAGUAGCACCACUACAACCACAACGAUUGCUCCCCCCACCAGUCCGCGAUCGGCGGCAGUGACGCCCACGGCGGCCAAGAAGCCACCGCCACUGACCAUCUCGCAUGCUCCGCUGGUGCCGUUGGGUCCACGGCCGGAUACCCCGUCAUCCUCGCCCUUUGGAGCCUCUCCGCCGCCGGCCAGUGGUCCCCAGUGGCCAACGACCAGUGCCAGGCCACCGUCGCCAUCUCAGCCAGCUCAGCAGCCCACUCUGCCCAUUCAGGGACGUCCGCAGCAGGGAGGCACUGCAGCACCCAUUCUGCCACCUGGUUUUGCACCCUACCGGCCACAGAAACCCCAGCCGAAUAGCUACGAUCUGAGCUACGGCGGUGGUCCAGCACCGGGAACCGGACGACCUGGUUUCGGAUUGGCCAGUAGCAGCACCUCCACCACCACGACGACUACCCAGAAACCCAUUUCGAGCACCGCAGGUAAGUCACCGCAGCAGAAGGAUGAAUUCCCGGCACUGCCAGGACCUCGCAGGCCAUCGCAAAAGGAGGAUUUCCCGGCAUUGCCAGCGGCCAAGACUCCACCAGGAUCGCCCACGCCCACGCCCACGCCAGGAUCUCCGUCGGCCUGGCAAUCGCCGCUGCCAACGCCCCAGCAUCCGGUGCAUCCGCCCACCAAGGUCACACCAGCACCCACACCCACGCCCACGCCCUCCUCCUGGAACACGCCCACUCCAACGCCCACACCAGCGCAUGGACACUCGUCCUUUGGACCACAUAACGUUGGCGGCGGUGGCAUUGGUGGUGCCACCACAACCACAGUGCGUCCCGGAUUCCAGACGUCGGGCAACUCGGUGGCCACCGACGACGAGAUCCGCCAGCUGACGGAACAGUUGUACACCAAGGAGACCAACAGCCAGAUCGGAAACGUCCAGGUGAACCUGCAGGGACGCACGCGAUCCAUCGACAGCGCCGAUGAGGCACCCAAUCCACUUUUAAAUGUCGACGCCAAGGCCCUGGAGUCCCCGACAAUCGCCAAACUGCGGCUGUUGUUCAACAACUACGAGACGGAUACGCUGGUCAAUGAGCAUGUGACUCCUAACGAGCGCAAGGAGGAGAACGACUUCCUGGACGCAGUGAUGGCCACACCAGUGAUGCGCCAAGCCAUGCAAUUCCUGCAGCAGAAGGGUCUGGUCAGUCCGGACCCAAAGACCCAUCGCGACCUGGUCAAGGAGCUCUGGUUCACGCAGUACUCCCGCGGGCAGGGCAAGAUCGGCAGCUCCGGAUUCGAGCACGUCUUCGUUCACGAGGUGAAGGACGGCACUAUAAUCGGGUUCCACAACUGGGUCUACAUUGGCGACGAGGAGAAGGACGGCCGUUUCGACUACAAGGGCUACAUGAAGGAGCAGGACAUUGGCACGAAGGGUAAGAUCCUGAAGAUCCGCUUCUCGCACCAGGGACUCAACAAGCCAGUGAACACGGUCUUCGUGGGCACCUCUCCGGAGCUGGAGCUCGCUCUGUAUACGGUCUGUUUCCAGCUGCGGCCGGAUCGCACCUGUCCGGUGUCCCUCGGAAACAGCAAGUUCGGCAUCAUCACCUACUCGUGGCGCUACCGAGGAAAGAACCUGAUUGGCAGCGCCUAUCCGGAGAUUUGAGGCAGUGGGCAGCAAUAGCUCCUCGCCGUAGUCAUCGUAGCAAUUUUUUUUCUGUCGCUUUAAUAAAUAAAGUAAAUGUGUGAAAAUUUAAA